Molecule: messenger RNA, 486 nt
Organism: Aspergillus mulundensis
Lineage: Eukaryota; Fungi; Ascomycota; Eurotiomycetes; Eurotiales; Aspergillaceae
Exons: 1
Coding region: 1-486 (161 amino acids)
Source: RefSeq, a predicted model, not a curated record
AUGUCCCUGUCCCCAUCCACCACACUCGUCGAUAACCCAACCCACACUCGCAGCGUCGUCGCAACGCCCCACAAGAUGCCAGGCUUCUGGAUCUUCAUGUACCAAUGCUCGCCAUUCACGUACCUCGUGAGCGGCAUGCUCUCCACCGCCAUCUCCAGCACAACCGCCACCUGCGACGCCAUCGAAACCUUCCAAGGUUGGGUUACAGGUCGACCCGCCCGCCAACCAAACCUGCCCUGCGCCGAGUACCUGGGCCCCUUUGCGCAGGCCGCCGACGGCGCAAUCCAGAACCCCGAUGCAACGAGCGCCUGUGUGUACUGCGCGAUGGCGAAGACGGAUGAUUUCCUCGCAGGCGUGAACAGUUACUGGGGCGCCGCGUGGCGGAAUUUCGGGCUCAUGUGGGUGUAUAUUGCGUUCAAUAUUGUCGCUGCCAUUGGGAUCUAUUGGCUGGCUAGGUUUCCGAAGGGGGGCAAGAGGAAGGCUUAG